GGUUUGUCCUUUGGCAGCUCGGUGUAAUUACCUUACAUACCACGCAUUCUUCAGUGUGGAAUAGAUUACGAGUUUCGUGUUGAGCAAAGGAAUCGAAACAGCCACUCCUCCCUCGCUCUCUCCAGUUUGCGCAACACCAGGACACCUCAUUUCGCAGGGUCACAUCUGCGGACGAGACUGGAGACUCGCACUUGGCUCCUCGCGCUGUCUCUCUUCCGGCCUCUCCAGCUCAGAAGCCGUCGCCCUUUGGGCCUAGCUGGUCCUAGGAUCCAUUCGAAACGCACAACCGUAUGAUCGUCGAUCGAUUGUAGCCAUGCCGGCCAAAUCACGGUUCACAAGGCUAGACGCCUUCGCCAAAACAGUCGACGAGGCACGCAUCCGCACAUCCUCCGGUGGUGUCAUUACGAUUGCCUCUCUGCUUAUUGUUCUGUGGCUUGUCUGGGGAGAAUGGGUAGACUACAGACGGGUGGUGGUUCUGCCGGAGCUGGUCGUCGAUAAGUCAAGAGGAGAGAAGAUGGAGAUCCAUCUGAACAUUACAUUUCCCCGUCUGCCUUGCGAGCUUACGACACUGGACGUGAUGGAUGUCUCCGGCGAACAACAAGUUGGGGUCGCGCACGGCGUGAACAAGGUCCGCCUCUCACCUGCCUCGGAGGGAGGUCGCGUACUGGAUAUCCAGGCAUUGGAACUCCACCAAGAAGUAGCCAAGCACAUGGACCCCGACUAUUGUGGUGAAUGCGGCGGCGCACCAGCUCCCCCCAACGCCAUCAAACAAGGCUGCUGCAACACCUGCGACGAAGUCCGCGAUGCCUAUGCGCAACAGCAGUGGGCCUUCGGCAAGGGCGCAAACAUUGAGCAGUGUGAGCGCGAAGGCUACGCACAGCGCAUCGACGCCCAGCGCCGCGAAGGUUGCCGCCUCGAGGGCGUCAUCCGCGUCAACAAAGUCGUCGGCAACUUCCACAUCGCUCCCGGCCGCAGCUUCUCAAGCGGGAACCUCCACGUCCACGACAUCCAGAACUACCUCGAAAUCGACCUCCCCGCAAACGAGCAGCACACCAUGACGCACACCAUCCACCAGCUGCGCUUCGGCCCCCAGCUCCCAGACGAGCUCUCCGACCGCUGGCAAUGGACUGACCACCACCACACCAACCCGCUCGACAGCACAAAGCAGGAGUCCACCGAGCCGGGCUUCAGCUUCAUGUACUUCAUCAAGGUCGUCUCAACCUCCUACCUCCCACUCGGCUGGGACCCCCUCGAAUCAGCCGCCAUCCACGGCUCGGCCGAUUCCGCCCCGCUCGGUGCCCAAGGUCUCGGCCUCGGGCCCCAGGGAAGCAUCGAAACACACCAAUACUCGGUAACAUCGCACAAGCGCUCGCUGCGCGGCGGUGAUGCCUCGGACGAGGGCCACAAGGAGCGUAUCCACGCUGCAAACGGUAUCCCCGGUGUCUUCUUUAACUAUGACAUCUCCCCAAUGAAGGUCAUCAACCGCGAGGCGAGACCAAAGACCUUCACGGGCUUCUUGACUGGUGUCUGCGCCAUCGUUGGUGGUACACUUACUGUUGCGGCUGCGAUCGACCGAACUCUCUAUGAGGGUGUCAACCGAGUCAAGAAACUGCACUCGAAUUAAACCAACUUAACAAAAUCAAUGCGCCUCUGUCCAUGCCCAAGUGGAUAACCUCGAAUCAGCGGACACACCUGUACAGAGGCUCGCGCGAAGCGAAAUGAGGCGUAAAGUACCAACCGAAGUAUGAAAGUUAAGAAACACGGAGGUAGAAGGGGCUGUCGACUGGGCGAUUGAUAUUUUGGAAGAGGAAUAAAGGAUCAUUGGCAAUUAAGGCGUUUCGGAUUUCUGUUUCAUGUAUAUUCAGAUUCGGAUUCGCUUUGCUUCUUACGCAUGUACUCUGGAUUUUGGGAUAAAGUUCUAUAUCAAUCAAUAAAUGAAACAAAUCAUUGCUGCUUAAUUACAGUGUUGAAAGG
Messenger RNA from Aspergillus calidoustus, 1974 nucleotides. NCBI's taxonomy places the organism in Eukaryota, Fungi, Ascomycota, Eurotiomycetes, Eurotiales, Aspergillaceae. The record is from the annotation of a GenBank genome assembly.